This is a messenger RNA of Saprolegnia diclina VS20, 4699 nucleotides long. RefSeq lists its product as hypothetical. Bases 17 to 4489 code for a protein of 1490 amino acids. The record is from RefSeq and is a predicted model, not a curated record. The transcript is spliced from 19 exons. NCBI's taxonomy places the organism in Eukaryota, Oomycota, Saprolegniomycetes, Saprolegniales, Saprolegniaceae.
UUUCGUUCGUAUCCUCAUGCCGUCGGGCUUCAAGGAAAACUACUGCGCCGACUGCUUUCUUCAGUUCGAGUCGGCCGUCGACUUCAGUACGCACCGCGCCAAGUUUUGCGUCCAGAGCGAGUAUGGCGACCCGGCCAAGCUCGAGGCUGCGCUGGCAGAGCCCGAGCGGCCGACAUUGGCAGCACUGCCCCCCAUGAGCCUAGCGCAGGCGCAGGCGUACUUGAGUGCGCCGUCGAUGGCACCAGGCCUCGGGCAGCUCUCUCUCCGCGAGCUCAAGGCGAACGUGACCGCGAACGACCGCGACAUGGAGAAGCUCAAGGCACAGCUGCAGCGCGAUCGCGCGAGAGAAAAGGCCGACGAAGUGCGCGCGCUCAAGGUGCGGCAGCAGCAAGCGCUCUUUCAAAAGCAGCGCGAAGACGACGAAAUCGAAGCACUUCUCAUGGAGAUCGAGCGGCGCAAGCAAGACGAGCUCCAAGCGCGCUUGAGCCAAGAGCAGAUCAAGCAGGAGCUGCAUGCGCUGGAUCUCGCCGGCAUCGCGUCGCUCGAAGAAGCCAAGAAGCGCGACUUGGCCGAGCUUCAGAACGCCAAAGAGGCUUUGCAGAGACAGGAAGAUGCGGCGCUGCGAGACAUUGAGGCCCUCGAGAAGCGCGUCAAAGACCAAGAACGCCAGCACCGGGAGCUGGAGCGGACGAUGCUGGAGAAACUCCAGGACGCCGACGCGCCAGAGGUUGGCGACGAUCGAUCCAAGGCGCUUCGCUCCAAGCACAUGGAACGGAGUCGCGCGCACGGCGUGGCCACAGCGAAUCUCGAGCAGCAGCGAAGAGAGCUACUGGCGCAGCAGGCGCAGCUGCGUCGGGCGCUGGGCAGCAACCAAGAAGCUGACCCUCUCUCAAUGACCGGUUUCGACUACUCUAUUGAACAGGAGCGCGUCGAGCGGCUGGCCAAAGACGUCGAAGUUGCUGGAAAAGCGCAGGCCGCCGCGCGCAUCGACAUGGAGACCCAAGUGGCGUCGCUCUUGCUCGUGCGGGAAGACCCCGUCGAUGUUCAGAUCGACCAUUUGCUCCAAGACCUCCAGCCAGCGCCAUGUGCGAAGAGGCGCAGUACGAAUCAAAGCCCUCCGCGCGCUCGAACCCGAGCCAAAACACCGCCGCCCGCCACGUUGCCACCGUCCGACUCGCUGGAAGAGCUCACACGGCAGCAUACAAGUCGCAAGAGGUCGCGCCCGCCGACACCAGCGCGUCCUCUCACCACACCGCCCGUAAACAUCUCUACACCCGUGGUUUCCAUCCCAACGACCGCCACCCCAACCCUUGCCACAAACCCGACUACUACGGCACCGUCAACGAGCGGCUACCCACCCGGAAUGUACCCACAAGGGCCAAGCUUUGCGCAACAUCCCGCAGCACUGGGGCCAUAUCCUGCGUCUGGAUCAUACUUGGCACCAGGGCCAUACUUGGCGGCUCCCGCAGCUUACUCGGCACCAGGACCUUACCCGGCAUCGAUGCCGUGGGGCUUCGGUAGUCCCUACAUGUACCAGCAGCCACCUCCGUACUACUCUGGGAUGGCGGGUGUUGGCGCCGCCUUCAUGGGGUACCCUCCUUUUGCACCUCCGUUUCCAGCGCCGCCGGAUUCCGAGACGGCAAAACUCCAGGCGCAGCUGGAUGAGCUCAAGCAGCUGCAGGAGCAGCGCGAGUUUGAGCGCGAGACGUCGCGCUUCCAGCAGCUGCUGCAGAGUUUGCAGGGCACGGGACCCGAGAAGUCUGUGUCCUCCGAGACUCCCAGCGACGAGCCGGCAGAGCUGCGAGCCCUCCGACUGCAGCACGCACAAGAGAUGCUGCGUAUCCAGCACGAGCGCAACCUCAUUGAAGAGCAGGAAAAACUGCGCGCGGUGCGCGAAGGCGCCGAGCGACGGCGCAAGGAAGCCGACGAGCAGCUCGAGCACGACGAGUGGGUCGCCAAGCAGAAGCGCAUGGUGCUCGCCCUCCGCAUGAAGAAGGUGCUGGCGAAGGAGCAAGGAGCAAACUCAACGGUCGUCGAGAGCAGCGUGUUGCCGUACGAUCCCGACCUCGGCUUUGUGAUCUUCUGGGACUUUGUGCUUUGUGUACCACUCAAAGCCCCGUGCUUGCAGUUGACCUACGCGCUGUACGACCAGACGACGACUCGCUCCAAGCACAAGCUCGUACGCGCGCACGAGUGCGAGCCCCACGGCCUCAGCCAUCAGCGCUGUGUGUUUGCAACGCGCCGCGACUUUGAGCAGAUGCCCGCGAGUCCGCAUCUCCGCCUCCUUGUCGAGGUGGCCAUGGUGGCGUCGCCAACCGAGCCGCGGGCGCGGGCGCCGGCCUCGCUCGGAUGGACGGCUGUCGACAUCUUCUUGCCGUCGCUCGAGCUCCAAGAAGGCUGCUUCAAGCUCCCACUGAGCUUUACGCCGUUGCCGCAGGCGAGUGCGCCAUGGGCACUGCCUUUGGGCGAAGACGACGCGUCGGCAAAGCUCUAUGUGCGGAUCGUGCAUGCGGCGCAGGCCGAAGAAGCCUCCAAAUUUCCAGUCAACCCCGACUCGAUGGCCGACAAGUACACGCUGCCGCCCAACCAAAUGCAGCCAGCAGCACCCACGUCACCAGGUCCAGAGCGUCCACCCGAGAAGAAGGCACCAAAGAAGCUUGCGGCUGUGACGCCAAACGAGUCACCAGACUCCAUCGCCACUCCACCGCUGCCAAUACCACCCGAGACGACAACGCCACUGCGUCCGGUCGAGGUAUCGCGGCCGGCUACAGUAAUGAGCGAGCGCAACGUUGCGACCCAGGACGAGACCAGCGUCCAGCCCAAGGCAAAGCCGCCAGUGAUUGCCUCCCCGAUACCAACAUCUCGCCUCUACGCCCACUCAGACGAGCUCGAAGACAGUGUAUUUCUGGACUGCGACAACACGAGCCAGCGGCGGCGGCAGCUCUUUGCCCGCGGCGACGGUGUCAACUUGUACAUUGACGGUGCGCGGUCGCUGCCCGACUGCACGAGUGUCACAAAAGCAACCGUCUUUGCCUUCCACAGCGACAUGACGCUGUGCACGUCGCUGAGCGAGACCUCGGCGCUCUGCAGCGUGCAAGACAAGGCGGUCGCCCCGACGUUCCGUCUCCUCGUCGAGUUUCGGGACGAGCGCUUCAACCCGACACUGACCGUCGUCGUGCGGCUCGACACGAUCGCCGUGCACUCCAAGAGCCCAACUGUGCUCGGCUACGUCGCUGUACCAGUGUUUCUUGACGCCGAUGGUCAGCAGCCGACCAAACCGUCGAUGCAAGACGUCUAUCUCAACGACGGCGCGUUCCAGGUGCCGCUGCGAACCGGCAUCACCCUCGGCUCGAGCGGGGUACCGAUGACCGCCAAGGCCUGCGAGAGCGCACUCAAGCUCUCUUGUGCCACACUACUCCUGCGCAUUGCACGCGCGCCCAAGUCGGAGGACGGUCUGCGCUGUCUGAGUCGCAAGGACGCCCCGGCAACCGAGUGGGAGGCGCAGCGCAUCGUGCUCCCGGCCCCGGCGUACGCCAGCCGCGCGUACGAUAGCACGAGCGCCCGGCCCAGUGCGAUGGAAGAAAAGUUGUACGAGCUGCGGCGACAGCGCAAGCCGCGGCUUGUGGGCGAACUCCUGCAAAGCACCCUUGGCGUGGACACCGAGAGGCUUCCGGCCGUCCUCGCCGACCAGCUCGAGAAGAAGCCCAAGACGUCGCUCCUCGAUAUGCUGAGCAGCAUCUUUGUGUACCAGCCCGAGAUUGGCUUUCGCGUCGCCAUCGACGGGUUGCACAACCUUCCGUCGAGCACGAACGGGAGCUUUGUCAAAGUCAUUGCGAGCGUCGCGCCUCCAGCUGCGUUCUACCAAACGCCGCAGCUCACAGACGACGUGCAAAUGACCGUGAGCUACGACUGGACGAGCGCAAGCUCGAGCCCCGAAUUCAGCGACGGCUACCACACCUACCGUGAUGUCAUGCCAUCCGCGCCGCUUCUCUUGGUCUUGGACGUGCGCUGCAUCAAGAUGGGAAAAGCCGGCGACUGGUCGUCGGCGCCACUCGGGUGGACGUACCUCAAGCUGCUGCACCCCGAGAGCCGUGGCAUCGUUCCCGGCAGCUUCCAGCUGCCGCUCUUUGCCGGCAACGUCACGCUCGACGUCUUGCAGCACGAUUUGGAUAUGGACCUUCUCGUGGCGCAAGAAGUUGCCAAGAAGAAGGGGUUGAUCGCGUACAUCCCAGGCGCGUCGCUCCUGUUGCGGAUCGAGGACGGUCAGCUGCCCAACGUCUGUCCGACGCCCUUUACCAAGAGCGAGCCCAAGGGGAUCCCAUCGAGUCUCUUGCCCAAGUACGCGUACGAUCCGUCAGCGAUCCAAGCGCAGCGCAAGAAGAAACCACUGAGCAAGCUCUUGCCGCCCAAGCGCAGCGAGCAAGAGCUCGAGAAGGAGCUCAACGUAGCGUUCGCUGCCGAGAUGGGCAUUACCCACUACGCCUUCUAAAUCGAAUCUGGCGCCAACUGCUGGAAGAGCCCCAUGUACUCGAAUUCCGGCUGCUUGGACGGUCGCCACACGGUGCCACCAGGCGGCACCGAUGCUGAUAUCAACUUGAUACGCCGAAAGAAUGCGAUGAUGAUAUUAUCAUCAAUGCAUUGCCCACCAUAUCAGUACUGAUAAUAUCAGUACUGAUAUGGUGGGCAAUGCAUUCGGCGU